UCCAAUAUGGCUACCCGACAUUUCAACAAGCGGUAACUUUUCCAAUGAAGUAAUCGCUUUGUUUGAGACCCCUAAAUCCUACAAAAUGUUCAUCGGAAGUCUUGUAGCAUCCAGAUUUUUAGGUCUCAUUGCACACUUUGUAGUUACUGUGGUGAUAUUUCUAUCCAAGGACGCAAAUGUUAAAGCUUGCCUGCCUCUUCAGUAUACAGAAAGCGAAUUUUCAUCUAAGGACAAAGAGUUGAUUGUGGGUUUGUCUCUCACUCUGGUGUUUCUUGGCUUAGAGUUUGGUGGAUUUAUUGGGGGUUGCUCCAUGUUUAAUGGUACUGCUGGGAUUCUCUCCAUUGCAGCUCAUUCAAGUGCAGCAAUUUCUCUCUCCAUGUUUGUUCUUGAGGAAUGGGACUGUGAUAAGUUUUGGUACAUUUUUGGAUUCUGUAGUGCUUUCCCAGCUGUUAUGGAAACAUGUGUUUUGAUAAGUGUCUUGAUGUUUCGAGCUGACAGAUAACUAACAGUUUUUAUAAUAAUAAGGAGCAGGUUGCUUUAUUCUUCAACUUUUCUCUUCUCUGUGAUGAAAGACAUCCACAGUUGCAAUUAUUGUGGAAAGAUCUACAGGUCUGGCACAGUAGAAGAUAGUUUACUGAGAGGAGAAAAUUAAGAAGAAUUUAUUUAACCCUUACAAAGAGCUUGAGGUUGAACAUUUCACCAACAGCAGAUUUGUGUCUUUCCAUCAUCAGCUUUUGUAAUGUAAUAUAGUUUGUUAAUAUAAAGUUAGUUAGCUAGUUAGUUCCCAGUAUUGCCUGACCCACUACUACAACUAAUAAUAAUUAUAUAUUUAUCAAUUAGAGCUUGCAGUUGUGGUUAAAUAGUUAAAAGUUGUGAAUAAUAAGUUUAUUUGAUUCAAGAUGGCUUGGCUUUAAAUUUACAUUUUUUUAGUAAGUUCAACACAAAAUGUAUCA
Messenger RNA from Pocillopora verrucosa, 953 nucleotides. Its product is annotated as transmembrane protein 107-like. Gene Ontology annotation, biological process: non-motile cilium assembly; protein localization to ciliary transition zone. Gene Ontology annotation, cellular component: MKS complex. NCBI's taxonomy places the organism in Eukaryota, Metazoa, Cnidaria, Anthozoa, Scleractinia, Pocilloporidae. The record is from RefSeq and is a predicted model, not a curated record.